AGAACCCUUCAUACAGUCUGCCUGCCUUACCCCCUCUCUUCAGCUCCCGCUGCACACUACAGAACACACUGGUUACUGACUGACCACUAGACCUGGGGAGGUAGAACCCUUCAUACAGUCUGCCUGCCUUACCCCCUCUCUUCAGCUCCCGCUGCACACUACAGAACACACUGGUUACUGACUGACCACUAGACCUGGGGAGGUAGAACCCUUCAUACAGUCUGCCUGCCUUACCCCCUCUCUUCAGCUCCCGCUGCACACUACAGAACACACUGGUUACUGACUGACCACUAGACCUGGGGAGGUAGAACCCUUCAUACAGUCUGCCUGCCUUACCCCUUCUCUUCAGCUCCCGCUGCACACUACAGAACACACUGGUUACUGACUGACCACUAGACCUGGGGAGGUAGAACCCUUCAUACAGUCUGCCUGCCUUACCCCUUCUCUUCAGCUCCCGCUGCACACUACAGAACACACUGGUUACUGACUGACCACUAGACCUGGGGAGGUAGAACCCUUCAUACAGUCUGCCUGCCUUACCCCUUCUCUUCAGCUCCCUCUGCACACUACAGAACACACUGGUUACUGACUGACCACUAGACCUGGGGAGGUAGAACCCUUCACACAGUCUGUCUGCCUCCCUCUUCUCUUCAGCUCCCGCUGCACACUACAGAACACACUGGUUACUGACUGACCACUAGACCUGGGGAGGUAGAACCCUUCAUACAGUCUGUCUGCCUCCCUCUUCUCUUCAGCUCCCGCUGCACACUACAGAACACACUGGUUACUGACUGACCUCUAGACCUGGGGAGGUAGAACCCUUCAUACAGUCUGUCUGCCUCCCUCUUCUCUUCAGCUCCCUCUACACACUACAGAACACACUGGUUACUAACUGACCACUAGACCUGGGGAGGUAGAACCCUUCACACAGUCUGUCUGCCUCCCUCUUCUCUUCAGCUCCCGCUGCACACUACAGAACACACUGGUUACUGACUGACCACUAGACCUGGGGAGGUAGAGCCCUUCAUACAGUCUGUCUGCCUCCCUCUUCUCUUCAGCUCCCUCUGCACGCUACAGAACACACUGGUUACUGACUGACCACUAGACCUGGGGAGGUAGAGAAUGCAGGGUUUUGUCCCAGCCCAGCACUAAGCUCUGAUUAGCUUGGUUAUCUGAGAUCUGUAUGUGCUUUAUCCUAAUCCUAACUCAGAGGAAAUAGUUUUAGUCCAGGACUAGACUUAGUCUGUGUUGGGGAACCCCCCCCCCAUAAAGUUGUUUGACUUGACGUUUGCCAGGAUUUGCUAAAGCAAAUACAAAGGGAACCUUUCUAAUCAAGUUUUAGUGGUGGGCUGGAACAAAAGCCUGCAUCCUCUGGUUACUCAUCCAGGACCAGGGUCGGUGACCACUGUGGUAGAGAUGCUCAAUGCUGAGUGGGAGUCCUCUUCAACAUGACUAGAAGGAAACAAUGUGAUGAGGUGUAAUGUAACCCCAGUCAUUCCUACAUGGCAGGAGAAAAGCUAGAGUUUCAUAUUGGAGAUAAAUACUUGCUUUUUCUGAUUUGAAGUAAACAUAUCUGCUUCAAAAAAUAUCAAGCGUUUUAAAGAAAACGGGCACUUAUUUUUUUGUAGCUUUUGCUAUACAGCAACAUUUGCGCAUUCCAGAAACACAAAUUCAGCAUAUGGUUAUAAUAGAUUCUUACACCAUAUGAAAGAUGGGCGUCCGUGACAAAGUUAACAGCAAUAUCAGAUGGACUUCAGCAACGACUGGGGAUGAAUCGUGACGCUAAACUUCUCUGAUAUUUUCCGCAAGUGAACCAUCUUGCAUCACGCUCGUCUGUAAGAUCUGCGGUUCAUCCUGCUGCUCGUGGCAACGUCACAUCGCUGAGUCUCCGUUUAAUCUGGUCCCUGACAUGUUAAAACACGUUACCAGGCAUCCAGCAAUAUCUGAUCAUCUGUGCAGAGUAGAUCUGUGUAGAAUGUAUUUCUGGAACAAUACCUCUAUGGCUGUCCCAAAUGCCAGCCUAUUUCCUGUGUAGGGUAUUACUGUUGACCUGGGCCCAUAGGACUCGUGUUAAAAGAAGUGCACUAUAUAGACUAGGGAAUAUGAUGUAACCUCAAUCAGGCCAGGGAGUCUCUUGAGAGAAUACUACUACUAGUUUUCUACUGCUGCUACUACUACUGCUACUGCUGCUACUACUACUAGUACUAAUGCUGCUACUACUACUACUGCUGCUACUAGUACUACUACUACUAGUACUACCACUACUACUACAGCUACUACUACUAGUACUACCACUACUACUACUAGUACUACCACUACUACUACUAGUACUACCACUACUACUACUAGUACUAUUACUACUAGUGCUGCUGCUACUACAACUGCUACUACUACAGCUACUGCUACAGCUGCUACCACUACUGCUACUACCACUACUGCUGCUACAGCUGCUACUACUACAGCUACUACUACUAGUACAUGGAGCAAAAUAUAAAGGCAACAUGUAACGUGUUGGUCCCAUGUUUCAUGAGCUGAAAUAAAAGAUCCCAGAAAUGUUCCAUACACACAAACAGCUUAUUUCUCAGAGCUCGGCAGUCCACUUCUGUGAGCUUGUGUGGCCUACCAGUUCGUGGCUGAGACUUUUUUGCUCCUAGACGUUUCCACUUCACAAUAACAGCAUUUACAGUUGACCGGGGCAGCUCUAACAGGGCAGAAAUUUGACCAACUGAAAGGUGGCAUCCUAUGAUGGUGCCACGUUGAAAGUCACUGAGCUCUUCAGUACAGGCCAUUCUACUGCUAAUGUUUGUCUAUGGAGAUUGCAUGGCUGUGUGCUUGAUUUUAUACACGGCUGAAAUAGCUGACUCCACUCAUUUGAAGGGGUGUCCACUUACUUUUGUGUGUAUGUAUGUAUCAAGAAGGUGAUUACACAGCAUUAUCAUUACACAGGUGCUCCUUGUGCUGGAGACAAUAAAAGGCCUCUCUAGAAUGCCACAGAUGUCUCCCAAGUUUUGAGGGAGUGUGCAAUUGGCAUGCUGACUGCAGGAAUGUCCACCAGAGCUGUUGCCAGAUAAUUGAAUGUUCAUUUCUCUACCAUAGAGCAUUUGGCAGUACGUCCAACCCGCCUCAACUGCAGACCGCGUGUAUGGCGUCGUGUGGGCGAGUGGUUUGCUGAUGUCAGCGUUGUGCACCAUGGUGGGAUGGGCAGGCAUAAGCUGUGGACAACAGACACAAUUUUAUCGAUGGCAAUUUGAAUGCACAGACAUACCGUGACAUUGUCCUGCCAUUCAUCCGCUACCAUCACCUCAUUUCAGGAAAAUGUUGGUCACACCAGAUACUGACUGGUUUUCUGAUCCACGCCCCAAUUUUUUUUUUACGGUGUCUGUGACCAACAGAUGCAUAUCUGUAUUCCCAGUCAUGUGAAAUCCAUAGAUUAGGGCCCAAUGAAUUUAUUUAAAUUGACUGAUUUCCUCAUAUGAACUGUAACUCUGUAACAUCUUUGAAAUUGGUGCAUGUUAGAGAAUACUGGUAGUAGUGGGAGGUUAGAGAAUACUGGUAGGGGUGGGAGGUUAGAGAAUACUGGUAGCGGUGGGAGGUUAGAGAAUACUGGUAGCGGUGGGAGGUUAGAGAAUACUGGUAGCGGUGGGAGGUUAGAGAAUACUGGUAGCGCUGGGAGGUUAGAGAAUACUGGUAGCGGUGGGAGGUUAGAGAAUACUGGUAGUAGUGGGAGGUUAGAGAAUACUGGUAGUAGUGGGAGGUUAGAGAAUACUGGUAGUAGUGGGAGGUUAGAGAAUACUGGUAGUGGUGGGAGGUUAGAGAAUAUUGGUAGUGGUGGGAGGUUAGAGAAUACUGGUAGCGGUGGGAGGUUAGAGAAUACUGGUAGCGGUGGGAGGUUAGAGAAUACUGGUAGCGGUGGGAGGUUAGAGAAUACUGGUAGCGGUGGGAGGUUAGAGAAUACUGGUAGCGGUGGGAGGUUAGGGAAUACUGGUAGCGGUGGGAGGUUAGAGAAUACUGGUAGCGGUGGGAGGUUAGAGAAUACUGGUAGCGGUGGAAGGUUAGAGAAUACUGGUAGCGGUGGAAGGUUAGAGAAUAGUGGUGGGAGGUUAGAGAAUACUGGUAGCGCUGGGAGGUUAGAGAAUACUGGUAGCGCUGGGAGGUUAGAGAAUACUGGUAGCGCUGGGAGGUUACAGAAUACUGGUAGCGCUGGGAGGUUAGAGAAUACUGGUAGCGCUGGGAGGUUAGAGAAUACUGGUAGCGCUGGGAGGUUAGAGAAUACUGGUAGCGCUGGGAGGUUAGAGAAUACUGGUAGCGCUGGGAGGUUAGAGAAUACUGGUAGCGCUGGGAGGUUAGAGAAUACUGGUAGCGCUGGGAGGUUAGAGAAUACUGGUAGCGGUGGAAGGUUAGAGAAUACUGGUAGCGGUGGAAGGUUAGAGAAUACUGGUAGCGCUGGGAGGUUAGAGAAUACUGGUAGCGCUGGGAGGUUAGAGAAUACUGGUAGCGCUGGGAGGUUAGAGAAUACUGGUAGCGCUGGGAGGUUAGAGAAUAUUGGUAGCGGUGGGAGGUUAGAGAAUACUGGUAGCGCUGGGAGGUUAGGGAAUACUGGUAGCGGUGGGAGGUUAGAGAAUACUGGUAGCGGUGGGAGGUUAGAGAAUACUGGUAGCGGUGGGAGGUUAGAGAAUACUGGUAGCGGUGGGAGGUUAGAGAAUACUGGUAGCGGUGGGAGGUUAGAGAAUACUGGUAGCGGUGGGAGGUUAGGGAAUACUGGUAGCGGUGGGAGGUUAGAGAAUACUGGUAGCGGUGGGAGGUUAGAGAAUACUGGUAGCGGUGGAAGGUUAGAGAAUACUGGUAGCGGUGGAAGGUUAGAGAAUAGUGGUGGGAGGUUAGAGAAUACUGGUAGCGCUGGGAGGUUAGAGAAUACUGGUAGCGCUGGGAGGUUAGAGAAUACUGGUAGCGCUGGGAGGUUAGAGAAUACUGGUAGCGCUGGGAGGUUACAGAAUACUGGUAGCGCUGGGAGGUUAGAGAAUACUGGUAGCGCUGGGAGGUUAGAGAAUACUGGUAGCGCUGGGAGGUUAGAGAAUACUGGUAGCGCUGGGAGGUUAGAGAAUACUGGUAGCGCUGGGAGGUUAGAGAAUACUGGUAGCGCUGGGAGGUUAGAGAAUACUGGUAGCGCUGGGAGGUUAGAGAAUACUGGUAGCGCUGGGAGGUUAGAGAAUACUGGUAGCGCUGGGAGGUUAGAGAAUACUGGUAGCGCUGGGAGGUUAGAGAAUACUGGUAGCGCUGGGAGGUUAGAGAAUACUGGUAGCGCUGGGAGGUUAGAGAAUACUGGUAGCGCUGGGAGGUUAGAGAAUACUGGUAGCGCUGGGAGGUUAGAGAAUACUGGUAGCGCUGGGAGGUUAGAGAAUACUGGUAGCGCUGGGAGGUUAGAGAAUACUGGUAGCGCUGGGAGGUUAGAGAAUACUGGUAGCGCUGGGAGGUUAGAGAAUACUGGUAGCGCUGGGAGGUUAGAGAAUACUGGUAGCGCUGGGAGGUUAGAGAAUACUGGUAGCGCUGGGAGGUUAGAGAAUACUGGUAGCGCUGGGAGGUUAGAGAAUACUGGUAGCGCUGGGAGGUUAGAGAAUACUGGUAGCGCUGGGAGGUUAGAGAAUACUGGUAGCGCUGGGAGGUUAGAGAAUACUGGUAGCGCUGGGAGGUUAGAGAAUACUGGUAGCGCUGGGAGGUUAGAGAAUACUGGUAGCGCUGGGAGGUUAGAGAAUACUGGUAGCGCUGGGAGGUUAGAGAAUACUGGUAGCGCUGGGAGGUUAGAGAAUACUGGUAGCGCUGGGAGGUUAGAGAAUACUGGUAGCGCUGGGAGGUUAGAGAAUACUGGUAGCGCUGGGAGGUUAGAGAAUACUGGUAGCGCUGGGAGGUUAGAGAAUACUGGUAGCGCUGGGAGGUUAGAGAAUACUGGUAGCGCUGGGAGGUUAGAGAAUACUGGUAGCGCUGGGAGGUUAGAGAAUACUGGUAGCGCUGGGAGGUUAGAGAAUACUGGUAGCGCUGGGAGGUUAGAGAAUACUGGUAGCGCUGGGAGGUUAGAGAAUACUGGUAGCGCUGGGAGGUUAGAGAAUACUGGUAGCGGUGGGAGGUUAGAGAAUACUGGUAGCGCUGGGAGGUUAGAGAAUACUGGUAGCGCUGGGAGGUUAGAGAAUACUGGUAGCGCUGGGAGGUUAGAGAAUACUGGUAGCGCUGGGAGGUUAGAGAAUACUGGUAGCGCUGGGAGGUUAGAGAAUACUGGUAGCGCUGGGAGGUUAGAGAAUACUGGUAGCGCUGGGAGGUUAGAGAAUACUGGUAGCGCUGGGAGAAAUGACUAGUACAGCACAAACCGCCAACCUCUACGGAACAAACAGAAAAUACUUUCCAAUGACUAAAACCAAAUAGAAACGUGAUAAUGGACCUACAUUCAUACAGUUUAUUGACUGUGUCCUUGUUGCUAAUAAUCAUUUGAAAUAAAAGCUAGACAGUUCGGAAGCAUCAAAUUCCCCAAAAAACGAUGGAUAGUGGACUAUUUUGGCACAUUUUGACAGAGGAUAAUUAAUCCGUUUUCAUUGCGGCCCUCCGGGACUCGUGGAGGAUUGAAUGCGGCCCCUGGGCAAAGUGAGUUUGACACCGCUGCUCUAGUCACACACACAAAGACUAUGUAUAUUGUCUGAGGGAGAUUCAGAGUGAAUAUACACAAACUCAAGAGGACGCUCCAUAACACAGCUUCGGUGGAAAGUUAGCGACUCUGUAUGUGUAUAAAACAAAUUUUUUUUUUAUUAUAUUUUUUACAUAUAAAUCCCCCUCUCAUUUUCUACUUCCUCCUAGAAUUGGAUGAAUCAACUCGACACUGCAUUUGUGAAUCACACAGUCCUCGUCUGUGUUACCAAAGCAGGCCUAGCAGCCUGCUACAAACCCUAGCUAGCGUUAGCUUAGCCGUUCAACGACAACACCAGAACUAGGAAUAAAAAAGUGUCUCUGUUCAGUCAGUGAGUGAAUCCCAAAUGGCCAAUUUGGGCCCUGGUCACCAGUAGUGCACUAUAAAGGGAAUAGGGCACUGGUCACCAGUAGUGCACUAUAAAGGGAAUAGGGCCCUGGUCACCAGUAGUGCACUAUAAAGGGAAUAGAGUGGUGGUUUGGGAUGCAUCCAGUGUGGUGGUUUUAGGAGGAUGUUAGCAGCACUGUUUGUGUGUAAACUAAUGUGUGUCCCUUGAACCUUUUCUCUCCCU
Messenger RNA from Salvelinus fontinalis (brook trout), 7238 nucleotides. Its product is annotated as fibrinogen alpha-1 chain-like. The transcript has 2 exons. The record is from RefSeq and is a predicted model, not a curated record. NCBI's taxonomy places the organism in Eukaryota, Metazoa, Chordata, Actinopteri, Salmoniformes, Salmonidae. Bases 3510 to 6344 code for a protein of 944 amino acids.